UUUCGCGAGCCCUACCAAAAAAUUGGAGACGAGAUCGAAGCGAGAGGAGCCGCCGCCGCCGCCUCCGCCGCGCCCGCGCCUCUCUCUCUCUCUCUCUCUCUCUCUCUCUCUCUCUCCCAUUUUCUCCUCUCCUCUCCGCCUCUCGUUCGAACCCUAAGUGAGCGUCUCCGAGCUCGCUACGGGGUGCGAUGUGGAACCUCGCUCGCGCGGCGUGGACUCUGCGGCACGCGCGGAGGCUCUCCGCGGCGAUCCCCGGCUCCAUGCCAGCUCCCAAGCAUGAUUCACUGUUUACAGCAUAUAAAGGAUACUCUACUGUCGAGUCUCAAGUGAAGAUUCCACCAGAGUUAUUGUCACAUAAAUCUGUCUUGACACCAGAUCGAGUGUUCGGGCAAUAUGACGACCUAGUAACAAGAGUGACCAAUUUCCAUAACGAGGACAAAGGUUAUAUGGUUUUGGCUGGCGAUGUUUUUGAUGUGCCCAUUAGAAAGGAUAUCGUUCACCGAGUUGUACGGUGGCAACUAGCUAAACGACAACAGGGUACACAUUCAACUAAGACAAUUAGUGAAGUGAGUGGCACUGGGAGAAAGCCAUACAAGCAAAAGGGAACUGGACGAGCAAGGCAUGGAACACUGCGUGGCCCUCAGUUUAGAGGUGGUGCCACCAUGCAUGGGCCUAAACCACGGAGUCAUGCAAUCAAGUUGCAAAAGAAGGUCCGCCGACUAGGGCUAAAAAUUGCUUUAUCAGCCCGAACAGCUGAAGGCAAGCUUCUGGUGUUCGAGGAUUUGGAGGUUCCGAGCCACAAAACAAAGAAUAUCGUGAACUACCUUACCCAGAUGGAGAAUACCAAGAAAGUUUUGUUGGUGGAUGGCAGUACAGUUGACGACAAACUGAAGCUAGCGACUCGCAACCUGCACUACGUUAAUGUACUCCCUUCAAUUGGUCUGAAUGUUUACAGCAUACUGCUGCAUGACACACUUGUGAUGACACGCGAUGCCAUUAAUAGAAUCGUAGAGCGGAUGCAUACUCCCAUCAAUCGCUGACGAAAUUGCAUUAGCAGUCCCCGGAUGAGGGAAUAUUUUUCUGUGGCCCUUGUGAGAAAGUUGCAAGACAAUACUUAUUGUUAGAGAGACGGGCCAUUUAGCCGUCCAGUUGCUUGUUCAACCUGGCAGACUAGCUUGACUUCAUCACAGUGAGAGAUUUAGUAACACCAAAUGAUCAAGAAUCUAGGGUUUUCCUCGCCAAUCUAAUGUUUGUUUGCAUGUCCAGUUUGUGAUCUUUUAUUUCGAUAUCUGGAACGCGUUUGGUUAGCUAAGCCAAAUUCAAGGGAGUAAAUGUUGUAAUAAUUUAGAAAUUUUUUUAUAAAUGAAAUAUUACCUGCUUUUCGAUACCA
Ananas comosus (pineapple) is the source of this 1390-nucleotide messenger RNA. RefSeq names its product 50S ribosomal protein L4. Gene Ontology annotation, cellular component: ribosome. Lineage: Eukaryota; Viridiplantae; Streptophyta; Magnoliopsida; Poales; Bromeliaceae. The record is from RefSeq and is a predicted model, not a curated record. The coding region runs from base 189 to 1040 and encodes 283 amino acids. The transcript is spliced from 7 exons. Gene Ontology annotation, molecular function: structural constituent of ribosome. Gene Ontology annotation, biological process: translation.